Cydia fagiglandana is the source of this 1958-nucleotide messenger RNA. Its product is annotated as putative inorganic phosphate cotransporter. Gene Ontology annotation, biological process: transmembrane transport; monoatomic anion transport. Gene Ontology annotation, molecular function: transmembrane transporter activity. The coding region runs from base 274 to 1824 and encodes 516 amino acids. Gene Ontology annotation, cellular component: plasma membrane. The transcript has 11 exons. The record is from RefSeq and is a predicted model, not a curated record. Lineage: Eukaryota; Metazoa; Arthropoda; Insecta; Lepidoptera; Tortricidae.
CGGACGGAAUGCAGCACGGUUUGCGCAGAACAAUUUUUCUUUGUUUAUGUACGACGACGACGUAAUCGUUCUAUACAAAAACGCGAGUGAGUCACCGUAACAACACAAUUGAAGAAAACUUAUUCUAUAGGGAAAUGAACGGACCUAGUUCUAAUUAAAUUGAUUACAAGUAAUUGUAAUCAGUAUCCAUCUUAGGUUCUCAAAACGAAAAUUUGGUGUUAAUUUAAACACCCAAAUGUUAAGUGGAGCACGGAAUGUUCUUAUAAAUUAAAGAUGUCUUUGGAUAUAGAAGAAAGUCCAAUAAUUAACUCGGACAUUGACGAAAAUGUGACCAGCAGCAACCGAAACCUGAUUGUGGAAGAUCGAGAAGAAACAACAGGAUGGAUCAAAAGCCGCACAGUUCUCGGCAUCAUGGGCUUCCUGGGGUUCGCCAAUGUGUACGCCAUGAGAGUGAAUCUCUCUGUGGCUAUAGUGGCCAUGAUCAAUUCCACGGCCCCGGUGCCGUCGACAAACGAUUCCACGUUAGAUGUAUGCCCGGCUGGAAUACCCGAUAAUAGUACAGUAGUACCAAAAACUGGCGACUUUAAUUGGUCUGCUGAACAGCAGAGUAUAAUUCUAGGCUCUUUUUUCUAUGGAUAUGUGCUGACACAGGUCCCCGGAGGCCGUAUAGCCGAGCUAUUCGGCGGUAAACUAGUAUACGGUGUUGGCGUCCUAUUGACAGCCCUAUUCACCAUCCUUAGCCCAAUCGCCGCGUACACGGACUUCAAAUUCUUCAUCGCCGUAAGAGCGCUCGAGGGUUUGGGCGAAGGUGUGACCUAUCCAGCUAUGCACGCUAUGCUUGCUCGGUGGAUCCCGCCUAUGGAGAGGUCGAAGUUUGCUGCGUAUGUUUAUGCAGGCUCAAACUUCGGCACAGUGAUCUCACUACCCAUAUCGGGGUGGCUAUGCACCCUUGACUGGGGCGGCGGGUGGCCGCUUUGUUUCUACCUAUUUGGGGGUCUUGGAGUGGUCUGGUUCAUCGGAUGGAUGUUCCUGGUCUAUGACUCGCCGCAGAGCCAUCCAAGAAUAUGUCCGAAGGAGAUUGAGUAUAUUACGCAAAGUAUAGGACCGCAAGAAGAUAAAAGGGGUAUGGCCAUACCAUGGAUGAAGUUCCUGACCUGUGUUCCGCUGUGGGCUAUUUUAAUCGCACAAUGCGGGCAGUCCUGGCUGUUCUACACGCAGCUGACAGAGCUGCCGAGCUACAUGAACAAUAUACUACACUUCGACAUAGUGUCUAAUGCCAGGUUAUCUGCAAUCCCGUACUUCACGUCGUGGGUGGCCGGUAUCAUCAUCAGUAUCUUCGCCGACUGGCUGUUGGCCAAGGGAUUCAUCUCGCGGCUAAACAGCAUGAAACUCUGGAACACAGUCGCCGCGUUCAUCCCUGCGUUUGGGCUGCUGGGCAUAGCCUGGGCGGGCUGCGACCGCACCGCUGUAAUGCUGUUGCUUAGCAUCACCUCCGCCUUCGGAGGCGCAGUCUACGCCGGUAAUCAGAUGAACCACAUCGACCUGUCGCCUCAGUUCGCGGGCACGAUGUAUGGCAUCACCAACGCAGCGAGUAAUCUCUGCGGGUUCCUAGCGCCAUAUGCCAUAGGUCGCAUCAUCAGUAGUGACCAGCAAACGCUGGGCCAGUGGCGCGAAGUGUUCUACUUGGCUGCGGCCAUUGACCUCGGGGCCAAUCUCUUCUACUUAUUCUUCGCUAGCACUGAGGAACAGGACUGGUCACUGCCGGAAAGCGACGACAUGACCGCCUCGGCGCCCGUCGAGAGCAUCAUGUACCCCGAGUCGUAGGGCUUCGCCUCGUUCCACGCCGGCGACGCGCAGGUGACACUCUGUGCGCACACUUAGCAGAACACACGAGUUAGCCCUUGUUACGGCAACGUCUAAAGACGCCACUGUUUUUGUCCAACGGGUCAAAAGAUUUA